Molecule: messenger RNA, 1682 nt
Organism: Alnus glutinosa
Lineage: Eukaryota; Viridiplantae; Streptophyta; Magnoliopsida; Fagales; Betulaceae
Exons: 4
Coding region: 932-1417 (161 amino acids)
Source: RefSeq, a predicted model, not a curated record
UCUCUAUGCCAUAUCCAAACCUUCCAACCUUUUUAUUUAUAUAUAUAGAUAAUACAAACAGACUCAUUCCUCUUCUGUCUCUCUUAAGAAGUAAGAAUGGCCCAGCUGGACCAAAAAAAUUUGUAGAGGGAAAAGUAAAAAAAAUAAAAAGAGACGGAAUUUGAAGGAAUGGAAGGAAAGAAAGAUAGAUAUAUGUCCUCAAUUGUCCUCCAACCACAACUCCCUCCCAAGGCAAACUCUACUUGCCACAAAUGCCCUUCUGCGAAUCCAUCUUCAUCACUCAUUCCUUCCUCUCCAUCUCCAAUCUUCAUGGGCCUUUUCGGUUUCUUACCUUCAACGACUCCACAGAAAGAGAGCCAAACCAAGUUACACAGAACCGCCUCUCUCUACAAAUACCUUUUAUUGUAUUUACAACUAUUAUUUCCUCUCUAUAUAAAUCUCAAACCUUAUUUUCCACCUCCAAUUGGGUUUUUUGCUUUUCCUUCACUCAAUCGCCAAGUUUUGUUCUUGGAUUAGUGGUUUUGGAGAAGAAUGUGAGAAGGGCUAUAGUGGGUUCUCGUCAAUUUUCUGUUUCUCUCUCUCUGAAAGACCCUUAUUUGAAUAGGAUUCGUUUUUCUUUGCCUUAUAUUUUUGGAAUUGUGGUUAAAGACUCAAUUUUGGAGUAGGAGUUGAAAAGGGUUUUCUUGGAUUUGUGGUUUUGGAGAAGAAGUUGAGAAGGGUUUUAGUGGGUUCUCAUCAAUUUUCUGUCUCGACCUUUAUCUCUCUCUAAACCACCCCCCCCCCCCCCCCCCCCUAUUUGAAUAGGAUUCCUCUUUUCUUUGCCUUUUAUUGAAUAAUUGUGGUUAAAGACCUAAAUUUGGAGUAGGAGGUGAAAAGGGUUGUCUCUUUUCAACCUUUUAUUUUGCUAAGUUUUGAUGUUGGAGAUGCAAUUAUGAAGGCUAUGAUGAAAAGGGUCUCCAUGGAUUCUCAUCAAUCUCGCCCUAUGAAUGAAGAAGCUAAGGCUAAGCUUAAAUAUCAAAAUUUAUUGCAGGACUACUUGGAACUGCAAAAGGAAUUCGUUUCAAAGAAGAGAAAAUUGCAGACUGCGAAACUGAAUAGAGAAAACCUAUUGUCUGAAGUCCGAUUUUUGAGACAAAGACGUAAACAUUUAGUGAAGUCACAAUCGCCCAAAGGUGAACACGAAAUCGCCCAACAGCACGAUUCAGAUGUAAAUGAGAGGAACUAUAAUGUCAAUGAAGCUGUUCUGAAACGCCGUUCUCCAAUGCCAGAUAUGAAGCCGAUUUCGAAUGAUGGAGAGCAGGACUUGAACAGAGAAGAAGACAUUGAUUGUGAGCCACUGAGAGUAGAGAAGAAACCUAAGACUUGUUUGAUCAAUUAUAAAAUAGUGGAGAAGAAGAAAAUCUCAUUGAAGGUCUGAAUUUUGAUAGAGAAAAUACUCAAUUGUUUUAUUGUGAGGAAGAAAAGAGGAAAAGAAUUCAUUGUCAAUGCUUUGGUAAUUGUUAUUCAGGCUCUUUUACAUAUAGGUUUUCCUCCAUUCAGGCUCUUGUCAUAUGCAUUGUUCUUUGUGAACUGUAGAGAGUAUACAUGGAAAUUACCCAUGUAGUUGGGAUUAAGGCUUUUAGGGUAAAGAUGAAACUUGUGAAACACCUCUCAAUAAGAUCCAUAUUACUAUUUUUCUUUCC